This is a messenger RNA of Porites lobata, 1949 nucleotides long. The record is from the annotation of a GenBank genome assembly. Lineage: Eukaryota; Metazoa; Cnidaria; Anthozoa; Scleractinia; Poritidae.
AUCACAGAACUUAUAGCGUGCUCCAAAGGUACACUAAUCUUAUCUGGGGAUGAAACUCUGAGAAAAGCCGCGGUGACGUCGUCAGUAACUGAGUACUACUGGAAAGUGAGAUACUCUGAGAACGACUGGACAGAUGUGAUUUACUGCACAAGCCUUACGGUCUGUACGAUGAUAAAACCAGUAUUAUCAGAUGGAACAAAAGUGCGAGUUAGUGAUAAUGGAACUUUAAUAACUUUGGAACAUAGCGCUGGGGGUAACGCCGGUGGCCACACCCAGUUCUUAUUUCAAGUUGAACUGAAGAACGACGUGAGAGUUCACAUCUUUAAAGUCAGCUUUACAGCCAUCUGUGAGUUUUGUUGAUUUUUUGUUAUAGCAUUAGUGAACGUAAGUAACAGGACGGCAGAAAGACUGCGGGCGGCAAAGCAUUUCUGUGUGACAAGACUAUUAGUUGAGAGUUUUGUAGUGAUCUUCAAUAACAAUGAUCCUCUCUGUGGGUACCUGCGGACCUCGUUUUCGUCACGCGUUUCUCAUCGAAUCGUCGAACGAAAUCGUCGCAUAUUUCGUCGCAACGCUCCUGGCGAGCUCGAACAAUCACGACGACAACGAAGGAAACGAAAAAAUAACAAAAAAGCAGCAGCUUUAUUAAAACAAAAACUAUGAAUGCAGUACUGUGACUUUUUGGCAGAUUUCUUUGCCUUCAUCGCAUGACUAACGCAGAACUUGAUUGGAAUGGCAAUACUGCGAUCAUCGCUUUCAUCCCUAAGAUCGUCGUUUCGGUAUUAGCGAUCGCCGCGACUUUCCUUUCGUCGGAAAUACCCAUAGAGAUUCUCAACAAUACUGUGUUCUGGUCUUUUAACGAAAGAUCUGUUCAGAGGAAGGCGAAGCUCGGCGGAAAAUUUUUUCACACAUUAUUAUUGUCACGCUUGUCACACAAGUUUUGCCGUCAUCUUUCCCCUGUCGUCCUUUUUCUACAGCCCUAAGUGAGAUGUAUAAUAUCCCCUCUCCGGUUUUCCAAUGGGAGUUCCCUCCCCCAGGCCAGGGAAGUGCUUAACCUUUUUUAGUUUUCCACCCGCCACUCUUAGGCCCUGUCCCCACUACCGAUCGAUCUAUUCGUGUCCACACUACCGUUUUGAUGCGUUUUCGACUGUCCACACUAAAACGUUCGAAAGCGAUAGAAUUGCACGUUGUGACGUAAGUUGGACUCUAUGCGCUUGCUACAAACACACGCACCUGCGAUGAUUUAGGUCAUCGUUUUGAUUCGGUAUGUUUUGGACAGUCCACACUAAUACGACAUGUAUGCGUUUUCGUUUCUACCCACUUUCAAGAGCGUUUUCAAAUCGACGCGUUUUCGAUGUAAACGUUCGGUGUAUUAGUGUGAACAGAAGGCCUAAACGCAUCGAAAUGUAUGCGUUUUCAAAGGAAAACGCAUUAGUGUGGAGGGGGCUUUACGCUCAUUUCUCACGCCUAAAGUAAAACACUUUCAUAAGUUAGAUCACCAAUUCAAGCAGCACUGUUGGGUAAAAAUUGGACAUAAAAUGCUACGUUUGUUGAUGGUUCUUCGUGCUCCAAUAAGUGUGAUGUCUUUCUCUGUGCUUGCAGGCAUUCGUAAGCGGGUAGCAGAAAAAGCUAACUUGACCAAAGUCUUAUUCGACAGGCUGCCCGCGUGGGAUAAAGUAGAAGACAUGUACUUUUCUGACGCAAGUGGAACUAAUACAUUUGCGUACUGCAAUUCUAAAAGUUGUGAACGGCUUACAGGGAGCAACAACCGCCAUGAUCCCUGGACAAACCGUUUUCAUGUGACAGGUGGGGCGUUGGAGUUUCUUGUUCAAAAAGAAGACGAUGGCCGUGAGAUAAUAGUUAAAAUACACAGGAGAAACACAGUACGUGUUGAAAGAAUAUGGAUUUUUGUCGAUACUUCAUCAGGUAAUAAUAUUGACAUCAUGAUAUAA